Molecule: messenger RNA, 2167 nt
Organism: Cuscuta campestris
Lineage: Eukaryota; Viridiplantae; Streptophyta; Magnoliopsida; Solanales; Convolvulaceae
Source: the annotation of a GenBank genome assembly
AGUAUAUAUAUUUGUGUGUGAUGUCUGCACAUUUCACAAAUUGUUGCACCACAAAUACAUAAAUAUUUGAAAUUCAAACCCCUCCAUCAUUUUAUUUCAUACCAUAAAAAGAAAGGCACCUAGUUUUCAUAUAGUUCUAUACCUACAAAUCCAUGGAUUCUCUUCCUGAUGAUCUUCAAGAGCAACUACUUCUUCAAAGAUGGCCUACUUUCACAGAGGCCAUUGAAGAAGUGAAGGCCAUUGGCAAGAUCUCAGGCCCAACAGCUCUAACAGGGCUGCUUCUAUACUCAAGAGCUUUCACCUCCAUGCUCUUCCUCGGCCGCCUCGGAAGCCUCGAGCUCGCCGCCGGCUCUCUCUCCGUGGGCUUCGCCAACAUCACCGGCUACUCGGUCCUCACGGGCCUCGCCUUGGGAAUGGAGCCCAUUUGCGGCCAGGCCCACGGCGCCAAGCAGACGGCGCUGCUGGGCCUGACCUUGCAGAGGACCGUCCUCCUCCUCCUGUCGGCCGCCGUCCCCAUCUCAUUCCUGUGGCUCAACAUGUACAGGAUCCUCCUCUGGUGUGGCCAGGACGAGAAGAUCUCGGCAGUCGCCGGGAACUUCAUCGUCAUGGCCAUCCCAGACCUCUAUGUACUCUCUCUCCUGCAUCCUCUGAGGAUUUUCCUCAGGAUGCAGGGCGUCACUCUCCCAGUGACGUCCUGCUCUGCCGCAUCUGUCAUCCUCCACAUCCCUUUGAACAUCCUCCUCGUCCGCCACCUCAAAAUGGGGGUGGCCGGAGUUGCCGUAGCCAUGGUCUUGACCAACCUCAACCUCUUCAUCUUUCUCUCCUUUUGUAUCUACUUGUCUGAAAAGUACAGAGACUGUUUUUGCCACGUGGCUGUAAGCAGGGAGUGUUUUAAGGGUUGGUCAACGUUGUUGACCAUGGCAGUCCCCACGUGCGUGUCCGUGUGUCUCGAGUGGUGGUGGUACGAGCUGAUGGUGAUGUUGUGUGGACUUUUGGUCAACCCUAGAGCCACACUUUCGUCCAUGGGGAUCUUGAUCCAAACGACGUCGUUUCUCUACAUAUUCCCCUCGGCCCUCGGCCUCGGGGUGUCGACCAGGGUGGGGAACGAGCUGGGCGCCAGCCGCCCGGCCCGGGCCCGCACCUCCACGAUCGUCUCGAUGGUGUGGGCGUUCGGGCUGGGCGCGGCGGCCAUAGCGUUCACCACCCUGAUGAGACACCAGUGGGCGGGCAUCUUCACCGCGGACGUGGAGGUUCUCGAGCUGACGGCCGCCGCGCUGCCGAUUGUCGGGCUCUGCGAGCUCGGCAACUGCCCGCAGACGACCGGGUGCGGGGUCCUCAGGGGGACCGCGAGGCCGGCCGUCGGGGCGAACAUAAACCUCGGCUCGUUCUACGCGGUGGGGAUGCCGGUGGCGGUGGUCUUGGGCUUCGCGACGAAGAUGGGCUUCGCGGGGCUGUGGCUGGGCCUGCUGGCGGCGGAGGCGUCCUGCGCCGCCCUCAUGCUCAUCGUGCUGUGGAGAACUGACUGGAAAGUUCAAGUGGAAAGAGCUAAACAAUUAACAAAUCAGUCUUCAUCGUCCUCUUCAUCAUCAACGCUUGAUGAUGAUCAUCCUAUUAUGAUGAACACAGGAGAAAAAGAGGUGUACAAAAGGUUGUGUGAUGAAGAGGCUUUGGUCAGGAAAGCAGGGCUUAAGGUCACUUGCUUUUGUAAUGUGUGGGUGGGUGUAAAAAGUAUUCGAGAUGUGGUCAGUGAUCCAGAGAUGGCUGAGUUGAAGCGUUCUGCAUUUGGAAAUUUCUUCAAGUUUGGGGGAAUAAAGUAUGUGAAUGGUCAGCUGUUGAAGAUGGCUGAGUUUCUGAUGAUGGGGUGCGAUGUGGGGGAUAUGGAUGAACACGAAAUUGUUGCAUACAGGAAGAAGAUGACUGUGGAGUUAUUAGCAUACCCUGCCGUCUAGGCUUAAUGACUUGUUGUUGCUUGAGAAUAAUGCCCUAGUCGAAGUCCUGUUUUAUUGAUAAUAUGCAUGUAGUAUCCAGACUUUUGUUGGUGAAAUUAGACAAUCCAAUCAUGAGGUCGUAUUUUGAUUAAAUUUGUUGAAUGUAUUUGACAAGUUAUGGACAUGCAUGAUUUGAAAAAUAUUCAAAUAUGGUUUUUUAAUAUAAGUACUUAGCGUAU